Messenger RNA from Symbiodinium sp. CCMP2456, 2742 nucleotides. The record is from the annotation of a GenBank genome assembly. Lineage: Eukaryota; Dinophyceae; Suessiales; Symbiodiniaceae.
AUGUCAGACGCUGUCAGACCAGCUGUAUCAGAUGCCAGACAUAUUUGGGAGGUUGUCGGUGGUGCAGGUCACGGAGGCAUUGUUGUUCGACGAGGUCGUGACUUCGGGAGCACACCGCUCCACUCCAGACUGGGCCAAGGUUCAUUUGUGCAGCAAGUUUCGCUGAUCAACGGGCGCUUGCGCUACGUCAAAAUUUCUGGCGAGGGUCCCGAUCAUGGUUGGGUGAGCCUUCGAUUUGGGGAAAAGCAGCUUUUGCGGCAUGUCGAUGUAGUAUCACCGACGAGGGUGCGUACUCGCUCAUUCGGAAGCCCGGGCUUGAUCCUCUGCAUCGGGGACUCCUUGACUGCCGGUGGAUAUCCGACACUCCUCCAGGCCUUGUUUUCCGAUUCCGGCCCAGCCGUUGUGAAAGACUUUGGCGUGCGCGGGGCAUCGAUUUUGCCCAUGGCUGGAGGACCAUGUGUCGCAUAUUCCAGCUUAGCUCGGCUGGAUGCGGAACUGCGGUGCAACCCUCCCGAUGCGAUUAUUGUCAUGCUCGGCACGAACGACGCUCGGUCCGCUCAUUGGGAUGCAGAGGCAUUCCAGAUGGAGUACUGCGCUCUUCUGCAAAGACUUGAAGGGUUGGAGCUCGAACCAGAUGCUGUGGGCAGCCGACGGUUGGUGCUCAUCGCAGUGCCUCCGAGAGUCACAUCGAACGCUUGGGGCAUUGAUGUUGACAUCGCGGACAACGACCUUGCAAAUGCUGUGGAAGUGGUUGCGCAAAAGAUGGGGAUGGCCUUAGUCAAUCUGCGGGAUGUUCUCGAUCCAAUUGCAGCAUUCGUCUCCGAUGGCGUUCACCUUACGCAGGCUGGUUCGGCUUUGGUCGCAGAGAACGCCAAGCGAGCCCUUCUUGCGAGCUGGGCAGCAUGCCUCCUGCGCUUCGCCGUUCCGGGUGGGCAGCCCCUCGGUGGCUAUGACCGGACAGCUCCCACAGGCGUCAAGGUGCAGCUGCUGAGCCAGGACGGUUCGAGCUUGGAGAAGUCUUAUUCUCCGGUCUCGCAUCCGUCUCAGGUCGGGUUCUUUGACUUGCUUGUGCGCGCCUAUCCUCCAAGACCUGGGGGCGGGCUUGGUGCAUAUCUCUGUGGCUUGAAGCCAGGGCAGGCUGCCCUCAUGAAAGUGAAGCCCGAAAGCUUCAGCAGCCUUUGCGGAGCUCCGCUGCGUCCCGGCCGCUGGGAUCGGCUGGGCCUCAUAGCGGCCGGCACGGGUCUGGCACCCCUGCUGCAGGUCGCCCGGGAAGCUCUUUCAUGGAGGGACGCCACCCGACUCUCACUGGUUUUGGCCUGCCGCAGCGAAUCCGAAAUCCUAAUGCGUGAGGAACUUGAGCUGCUGGUUCAGAAUCCCGCAAUCCGCAUCUCGUACCAGCUGAGCAAACCUGGACCCGGAUGGCCCUCCGAUUGCAGUGGCCGCCUGUCAAAAGCCGUGCUAGAACAACGUUUGCCUUCGCCAGACUCUCGCGGUCGAGGGAGUGGUCCAGCUACAGGCUCCAAGGCAACAUCAUCGGAAAAGGCGCAGCUGGCAGCCUUGUUGAAGCUGAGAAGUUAUGUGACUGUCGCUACAGUGGAGGAGGCCAUCUCACCUGUCUUGGAGAAGUGGCAUGCCCAGCCGGCAAUGGCCACACACGUGCUUACACGCCUGCGACAAGCAAGACGAGCUCUCACCGCAUGGCAAGUGCUCCAGGUUAUGCGGAGCAGUGGUAUAGAGACGAACGUGAUACACUACAGCAGUGUCAUCAUAGCAUGUGAAAAUCAGGGUGCCUGGCAGCUCGCUCUGGAUUUGGUGGGCUCCAUGGUCUUGUCUAGAAUCCAGCAUGAUGUGAUCAGCAUGAGUUCCGCCAUCAGUGCCUGUGAGAAAGUUGGGCAGUGGGAGCGAGCUCUGGCUCUGCUUGAGACGAUGAAGAGGCAACGCAUUUGGCCAAACGUGGUGAGUUACAGUGCAGCGAUAUCUGCAUGCGAGAAGAAGGGUGAAUGGCAACAAGCUGUGCAACUGCUUGAGGCUAUGCAUGAGCAUCGCGUGUCGCCAAAUGAUAUUACUUGCAAUAGUGCGAUCAGCUCAUGCGAGUUGCAGGGGCAGUGGUUGGUUGCUGUAGACUUGCUGAACAUGAUGCCCGCGCUUGGGGUUUCGCCGGAUGUGAUCUCUUUCAACAGUGCUUUGAGCUCAUGCGAGGAGACGGGGUUCUGGCAACUGGCCUUGAAUCUCUUGUCGGGGAUGCAACAAGCACAGCUGGCUCCCAACAUACGCACUUGCAACAGCGUAAUGAACACCUUGCAAGCAGAUGGCCAGUGGCAGCGAGCCUGGAGUCUGCUAAGCCUUAUGAAAUUGAAGGUCAUCAUUCCCGAUGUCACCACCUGCAGCAGAGCCAUUGACUGCUGCGAGAGGGGCAGCAGGUGGCAGCUCGUUGCAGCUUUGGUGUGCUCGAUGCAGGAAGUAAACCUUGAGAAGACACUGAUGUCAAUGCAUGCAGACCGUCUAAAAUUCCUGAGCCGGCAAGGCUUGCGUAUAAAACCGGUGUGCCUGUGUUUUGGAGCCUUGGGCCUUCACAACUGCUGUUUGAUUCUAGUUUGCGGCACGGAUGGCUUCGUUGAAAGCAUGGCGGGGCCUGUCGAACGCGUGAAGACGCCGGAUGGUCAGAAGAGGAAGAUGCAGGGAAAGCUCGGUGGUUUGCUGGCAGAGUUGGGAUACACGUCGUCCCAGGUUCACAAGUUCUGA